Penicillium canariense is the source of this 1779-nucleotide messenger RNA. Its product is annotated as fungal specific transcription factor domain-containing protein. Bases 1 to 1779 code for a protein of 592 amino acids. Gene Ontology annotation, molecular function: zinc ion binding; DNA binding. Gene Ontology annotation, biological process: DNA-templated transcription. Lineage: Eukaryota; Fungi; Ascomycota; Eurotiomycetes; Eurotiales; Aspergillaceae. The record is from RefSeq and is a predicted model, not a curated record. The transcript has 6 exons.
AUGCCCUCACUACGCCCCAUCGGCCCGCCCCCAAGGCCCGAAGAUACCAUCCAUAAAACCGUAUUCUUCGGGGAGUCGAGCCCUCUGACCUGCGUCGUUGACGAGGGCCGACGAUCACCAGACAAAGGAUACGCAUGCGGUAUCCAAAAAGCGCGACUGCAUUACUCCAUCUCUGAUCUCCACACAUCAUCAGAGACUAGCGAAGAGACUUUGGGACAGCGCCGAAAGUUUCUGCACGACCGUCUUAUUCGCGAGAGCGCCUUGGUUUUCCCGUUGCCCGCCAUCUGCGAUGUGCUCCUUCAAGCAUACUUUGAAUGGUUCCACCCCCUUUUCCCUAUUCUGGAUCGCUCCCAGGUUCAAAAUGAUUAUCAAUCCCGCACCAUAUCUCCAUUACUUCUGCAGGCGAUGCUGUUCAUUGGGGUGAGCUUGUGUUCAGACCGUGCCCUGAACACCACGGGAUUUAACAAUCGGUAUAAGGCCAAAGGGCUUUUCUACUGGCGUGCAAAGGAGAUAUAUGAUGUUGGAUGGGAAACCGACACGAUGAUCAAGUUACAGUCUAUAUUUCUGUUGAGCUUUUGGCGGGGAGGGCCGACAGAAGAGCGUGACGUUAGAUACUGGCUCGGCACGGCCACUGAUUUGGCCCAAAAGAAGGGGAUGCAUGUAAUGUCAAAAUUAACAUUUUUGGGUACUCGUGACCAGAAAAUCUGGAAAAGGAUCUGGUGGGCUUUAUAUGUUCGUGACCAGCAAACAUCCGCAGCACUGGGGUUACCGUCUCGAAUCCGGGACGAGGAUUGCGAAGUGGUCGAACUUGAAGAGUCAGACUUCGAGGACCUCGAUUCUGCCACCCCUUCUGACAUAUUCCCAAAGCCACCUGCAGCACACGUCUCCUACGUGAUUAGAAUGGCCCAACUAGCCCGAUUAUUACGUGAGGUCAUUUCUAGCCAGUAUCUACCAGGAAAGUCAAAGUUGGACAAUCCAUCACGUCCAGUGCUCCAUCAGCGUCUUUUGGAUUGGGAGUCAACCCUACCGCCGGAGAUGCAGUUUCAGUCAAACAUGACUCGAGACGUGUUGUUUCUCGUUGGCAUGCUCCAUAUGACAUAUGCCAAUCUUUAUGUCUUGCUAUAUCGGCCAAUGUUUUUGCAACCGGCAAGUGAAUCAAUCAGCUCGGAAGGAAAUAUAGCUCUGGAUGCAGCUACUAAAAGUACGCGUAUUCUGGAGGAUAUGCUGUCACAGAACCUGGUGCAACAUGGAUCCGUCCACUUAAUUACCCACACCUUUUCGGCCUUGUGCAUACACACUAUUCAUUUUGGACGCGUAGCCAGCACCGCUAAAAAGCUGGCAGAACACCGGGCGAAGCUUUGUCUGCUUGGCCUGAAGGAGCUUCAAAAGUCAUGGGACUUGGAGAAUUGGGUGCUUGAUCUAUUCUUCCACUGUUUAGAUGAUCGCACCGCUAGAAAUCUCCGGUUGGCUGACAGUGGAAUGUCAAAGUCCACACUUCCCGGCCAGUUUGCAAAGGGACCACCGAUUCCUGACUCGUUGGCUCUGAAUACCCCUUGCAGCGCUGCAAGUCGGCCCCCAUCACGGAAUUCCACAGACAGCAUUUUGCCCACUGUGCAACCCAGCGGCUCCUUGAACCCAACUGAAGGUGCAACCGUCAACAUGGAUUGGUAUGAGCUAUUUAAUGUGGAAGGAGAAGAUAUUCUAGGACUUGCGGGCUCCUUGACAAACCCUGACUAUCUGAACCCUCAGAACUUAGAAUUUUUGUAUCGAUUUCUCUAG